GGGCCUCGCGGCGCGUACCCUUGCUAGCAUCGAGCUAGCACAUAGCUAGCACCGAGUUAGCUACUUGGCUAACUUGCGACAACCUGUUUGACGGAGCGCUCCGGCGCGUCCCCCUCGUGCUGCGGCUAGCGGCGGGGGCCGGACCCGGGGCUGGUGGUAGUAAUGUAGACGUCUAAACGUCGGCACUUCGUGUGUAGACCUGUUGGAUGCACGGGUCUCUACAUUUAGACGUGUUAAGUCUUGUCUGGUGCCGUUCGACUUGUGUAAACCAGACGGGUUCCUGCGCGUUCUGUCACCGCAGACUCGCUCCAACACCUCACGGUUCAUCUCCCUUAUGUUCCGGCACAGAACCGUCUCCAUGUUAAAUAUCCUGGCCUUCAAAUUGCUUUAAAUGCGAAUACCUGCAGUGCAUGUCCUAGUUUUGGAAAAAAUUACCAAAAAAUGACGUUAGUUGGAUUAGGUCUUCAUGGUAAUCGACUGACAGACCGCCUGGUUGUGAGACAGUCUCUGUAAAGACAGACGGGUCUGGCUGUGAGGCGGGCCAUUCUGGCUGUGAGACAGACUCCUUCUGUAAAGAAAGACGGGUCUGGCAGUGACACAGACCGCCUGGCAGUGAGACAGACCGUCUGUCUGCUUACGCAACCUCCCGGUAAGAGUGUCUGGAAGGGCAUUAGCGCCCAUUUUUAGCACAUGUUGUCCCGGUCAGAGUCGGCCCGGGUUAAAUAACGUCACCUCGACCUUACUUCAUGGAGACCGCCGUGGUCUAUCGGACGGGUAUGUCCUGCUUAUGGACCCGGCACGGCGCUACAUGGAUGUAGUUUUCAACGAAUGAGGAAGGGUGUGCAGCCCGACUUCAUGCUGCUCGCCAUGUGCUCUUUCCUGGUUCCCUUCGCUGCUCCAUAAAAGGGCAAACCGGAAUGACGUGGAGCAGACCAACGCAAACCGAGAUGGAGUCAUUUCACCCCAACGAAGAGGAAACAGAAAAUGUCACCACCAAGGGAGGAGGCCUGAACCCCAACGCUAAAGUGUGGCAGGAGAUCCCCGCCCCCCAGAACGGGCUCCCGGCGGGGGGCCAGGAGGAGCCGGGCUGGCUGCAGCCCACCUCGCCCUCAGGAGAGGGGCCUGAAGGUUUCUCUGAGGUGGCGUUCUCUGAUGACAAGGGCUACAGCACGGAGUACUCGGACACCUCCGAUGGUGUCCCGGCGCUGGCCGUGGAAGGCCUCACCAACGGGGGGGCUGAGCCGCUGGACUUCGGGUACCCCCUGUUCGACGCCCCGGGGGGCGGCCCUGCCGACGCGGAGCUGGUCAAGGAGGAGCCUAUGUCUGAGGAGAACCUCAGAGAGUCUCUGAAGAAGCAGCUGGAGUUCUGCUUCUCCAGAGAGAACCUCUGUAAGGACCUGUACCUGAUGUCCCAGAUGGACAGCGACCAGUUUGUUCCGGUCUGGACCCUGGCCUGCAUGGAGGACAUCAAGGUGCUCACCACGGACUCUGAGCUCAUCCUGGAGGUUCUUAAAGCCUCUCCCAUGCUGGAGGUGGACGAGGCCGGAGAGAAGGUCCGACCCAAUCACAAGCGCUGUAUCAUCAUCCUGAGGGAGGUGCCGGAGACCACCCCGGUGGAGGAGGUGGAGGCUCUGUUCAAGAGUGACAGCUGUCCAAAAGUCAUCAGCGUGGAGUUCGCCCACAACAGCAACUGGUACAUCACGUUCCAGUCGGACACGGACGCGCAGCAGGCUUACAAAUACCUCCGGGAAGAGGUGAAAAUGUUCCAGGGAAAACCCAUCAUGGCUCGCAUCAAAGCCAUCAGCACGUUCUUCGCCAACAACGGCUUCCGCAGCGUGGACUCGAGCGCGUUCAGCCGGUCCCCCGCGGCCUCGCAGCCGGCCUUCAACUCGCCCCUCUACAUGCAGCCGGUGUACAGCCCCCAGCAGCAGCAGUACCCCGUCUACCCGCUGGUCACGCCCUCAUGGAACCAGUCGGCCACGCCCUACUUCGAGACGCCGCUGGCCCCGUUCCCCAACAGCGGGUUUGCGAACAGCUACAACGGCUCCGCCCCCUACAAAGGGUCCGGCAGCGCCCCCGCGGGUCGGACCUUCAACCGGAGCCGCCUCCAGGGGAAGAGCCACCCCAGGCCGGGGGCCCUGCCCGCUCUGAUCCCAGGGCUCUCCAGGGACGGGGGGUCUGCCCCCACCAGCCCCCUGCUCCCCCAGACCCCGGGGGCCGCCGGGGCCCCCCCCCAGGAGGCGGUGGUGAUGCCCAGCCUCCACAUGAGGGACCUGCCUCCAGGCGACAUGGGCCUGGCCGGCCGUGGGAGGCGAGGCGGUUCCAGAGGCAUGAGGCGGAGACGGGAGGACGAUCGCACUCUGAGGCCGGUCCCGUUGAUCGAGGUGAAGCCGCCCGCGCCCAAGUUCGACCUGGCCUCCUCCAGCUUCCCCCCCCUGCCGGGCUGCGUGGUCACCAGCACCCAGGAGGAGGCGGUCCCCGAGACGCGGCUGUCCGACGUGGUGCGCGGCCGCUGGGGGCCCGACAAGGCGGAGAACAAGGAGGAGAGGAGGGAGGCCCGGCCGCCCAAAGCCCCUGAAGCCGCCGUCGCCCCCCCCGCGGUGGUACCUGCUGCCGUGGCCCCCGUACCGGCCCCCGCCACGCCCCUCAUAGUGGCCACGCCCGUCCUGAGUGUUUCUCAGCCAACCAAGACGCCCCCCAAAACCAAGAGUCCCCCGGAGACUGCGGAGCCUGCUCCUCCCCAGGAGCUGGUCCCCGUCCCCGUCCCGGUCCUGGUCCAGGCCCAGGCCCAGGCCCCCACCGAGUCCGGGUCUCCGCCCGCUGCAGAACCUGUUCCCGACAAAGAGACCACCUGCCGCCUCCCCGGGUCCCCCGCUACAGCCCCCACCCCCACACAGAGCCUGGUCCUGGAGUCCAGGAAGCUGAGCUACGCCGCCGUGUGCCAGCUGCCCGCCAAGGAGCUUCCCGCCCGGCCGCCCUCGCCAAGCUCCUCCCCCGACCCCGAGGCCACCCAACCGCUGCGGGAGCUGGGGGUCAACAAGGCGGAGGACCCCCGGACCCCGUCCAACCAGAGCGCCGGACGGGGGGCCGAGAAACCCGGGGAGGCGGGGGCCCCUCGCGAGCCCCUGGGCUCCUACCGCGGGGUCAACGGGCCCCCCAGGGCCUCGGGCCUGAAGGGCCGGGAGCGUCCCCGUGCCCCCCCUCCCGGGAGACGCGCGGCCCCACAGGGGGGGGCCCCCCGACACAGCGGCAAGGAGCAGAACAUUCCCCCCCGGUCCGCCAAAUAGGAGGGCUGCUGCCGCUCCCUCAUGAACUCGGAGACGAUGUGUAUCUAUAUGUAUAAAGAGAGAAAUAUAUAUUAUGGGGUUCUUCAAGAGGAACCCCCCACGACCCUGAGGGCGCGUUCAGACCAGGUCCCACCGCUGUGUGGGUUCAUGUUGUGAACUUUGACCUCUCCCUCAAGCAGGGUUACGGCUCUGGACGACACGGCGGCCAUCGGUCUCUCUUCCAUCUUCCCAGCUGCAUCGGUAAGCGGCAGAAGGCUACGAUGCUAACGCUACAUGGUAAACAAGGUUCUUCUUUUCUGCCUGUAUGCGAUUGGCAGCGGUGGCUUGAUGUCUGGUUGCGUUUCUCCAAAGGUUGAUUCCGUCUCAACUCUUCGCCACAGGCGGUGUCUUUCUUCGCAGCCCCAUAACCCCCCCCCCCCCCCCCCCCUUCAGAUCAAGGGUUAAACUGGUCUGAGCAAGCCCUAAAGGUACGGCCACACUGAAAGCGUAUGCGCGUAACGCCCCUAACCUGACGCUUGAUCAUUGUGUGUCACAAAAAUGGUUCAACGCGCCUACGCAGCUAGAUGAGCCCGCCUAGCGGAGUUGUCUUGCUUCGCCCUGAAGGGGCUUAUUUUCAAUUAAUGUCUGGUGACGUUCUAUACAUUAUCCUGCUUAUUACACGGCUACUUGCCAAAACGAAAAAAUAACUUCACAUGGUGUGUCUUUUUACAAUUUAUUCGUUACCAGCAUUCGUAGGGUUUAUUAGUAGAGAAAUGGUCCGCCAAAGACGUUGACGUCGCUUAGCAACCGAAGACGCUGGGGUUCACAAGUCACCGGAAUACUACCCAUGCAAGUGAACGGAGCGUUCCACGGCAUUGAGAAGGCCUGUGUAAUAAAGGCCUAUAAUAUUUCUGUUUAUGGCAUAGAUUUCUCCUCAGUUUAGGCCAAUAAUGCAAUGAUUAAAAAAAAAAUAACACGCGCUCGAUCAAAGGCCCGGCCCGAGGAUAGUGGUGGGAAAUAUAGGCCAGACCCGGCCCGCGGGUCGGCUCGGGCUCGGGCAGAGAAUCUAAACUCGAGUGCAUGACAUCCCCCGUAGGCGCUCACAGCUGGGUGAGUUCCACCACCUCCUCAUCGUUUCAGCACACACUGAAACGAUGACUUGGUCGUCCAUGUUCUUUCUGCUUCUGUGCGUCCUCCGUCUCUCUCCCAGUGACAUCGGGUCAAGCUGUCAAAAGUUCAUUUUUUUUUUAACUCUGCGCGUUAGUGCGUUGGGCGCGUUAUUUAGGUGCGUAAAAUGCGCGUUAUUUAGGUGCGUAAAAUGCGCCUAACGCGCUGCGUUAGCGCGUGUAACGCAUUACGCGCCUAAACCAAUGGUUCCCUAUGCAAAAAUGCUGAUUUUCAACGCCUCUAAACGUGCGUAACGAGUUCAGUGUGGCCGUACCAGAUCCGGCCUUUGGAACCCCUUCCUGUUGGUGGAACAGUUUUCAAGAUAACCAAUAUGGCCCUAAUCUCCUAGUAGAUGCUAGGAGUCAAGUGUUGUAUAUCUAUAUAGCUAUAUAUAAUCUGAUUUUAACGAGAAAUGUAUGAGCAACAAAUGAUUUUUGUUGGAAACAAAUCAAAGUACAGCUGAGAUAGCCGUAGGAAAAGUAUGAUGUUGUACAACAUUGCAAGGGACAACACAAAGUUAUGGCUGUUAAUUGAUCAUUUCGUCCGUGCCCGUUUAUUUGUUAGGGUGGUGCGGUUAGUCAGCCAUGUUUGUUUUUUUAACCAUCAAAUGUUUAUCUUAUUUGAAAAAAUGCUCUUAUAACAUGCUUAUUAUAAGCAGUUUAUUGUUUGGCUACAAUGUACUGAACACUGGAGAGAAGUGCGUGGUGAAGUGCAUUGUUUUAAUCCUGUCCAAAUGGUGGGUUUUCAGUUUAGACUCCCUGAUAAGAAAUCGUGUUUAGAUUUCAGUCCUUCCUUCUGUACUGAUAUCGGGCCUUUCCACCUCACACUGGAGCAUCUACCACCCAAUCCUCUCUACAGGGACUUUUAGAAUCAUAUAAAAAGGCUUUUUAUUAGUUUCUGUUGGCUGGUAUGGGUGUGGAACUUGGAGUUUGUCAACCGGGAAGGUGUUUAGGCCAUGUGACCUUGCAAUCGCUUCUUAUUGGCUGAUUGGAUUGGAGUGGAGCUAGAGGAUAUCAUUCCCUCCACUGGUGCUGUCCUGUCCCCUUGAGUGCAGGGCUAUAUAUAUAAAUAUAUAUAUACCAGUGCUAUAAAUGAACCUAGGCUAGCAUGUCUUCAAGUUUCGUAAGUUCAGGGAUAAGGGGAAUAGUUUUUUGUUUUUCUCCAGCAAAUCAAAUGCAUCUUUUAUUUAUUUUUCUUAUUACAGUACACUGCUGUGGUGUUGAUCCUUUCUGAGUCAAUUGUGGCUGUGGGGAGUUGUAAAGUUGAGCCCUACACAUUUCCCUGAAAGUUGCUCUAUUUAAGAUUUGAGAGUUGUGAGAGGGAGGAAAGGAUUUUGAAGUAAUGUUGCGUUCAAGACCUGUUUAUGGUGCUAUAAUACUCACAGAGCACUAAUACCUGAUGAUGGUUUUGACAUUUCUAUCAAAUGACACUCAAAGUGUAACUCUCAAAUCUUGCAUAGUACUUCUCACCAUUAUUGCGCUAACUUCGUUUAAACAUGAUACACGCACGCUUAUUGUGAACGGAAAAUUGAUCGGAAGUGAUCAAUCCAUUUAAAGGGAAUAUAAAUUGUCUGACCGAAUCUGGUUUCAGGGUUUUUGAUCAAUUUUGUGGCUGAAAUUGUAAUUUAUUCCAAGAAACUGAUCUGAUCUGACUGGAACAACCAGGACGAUGACCUCAGAUGGCUUUGUAAUACGCAAUUUGAUUUGUGAUAAUCUUUUGGGUAAUCCAUUCAAGAGCUCCACAAGGAAAAUGAUCGUUGAUGUACUGCCUGAUACACGCAUUACCACGUGUAGGGUUGCGGUAGCAAUCAAAUCUGAGGCUCCUCCUUUCACAAGUAUUGUUCUUAAUCAAAAUCCCUUCUGAACAUGCAUGACCUGGCUUUGACCAGAGCCGCUCCACUCUAUAAAGUUCUGUUAAACCCUGAGCCUGAGAUAAAUUAGUCCUUUUGGGGGAAGCUAAUUUUGACUCCUUUUGAAUGUUGUAGCAAGUAGGGUUUUUUAAAUCGAAAUCUAUGAAAUGCACCCAUUUUAUCUUUUAACCAGCAGUGUUUUUAAUCAUUUUAUUAUGAACCUCGCACGUUCAUUCUUUAAGGCGUGAUGUGCAUUUUACAAGAUGUUAAUAGUUUAAUUUUAGCGUUUUCUCGAAAUGUUUGAGAAGAGGGCGUAUACUGGGUUGUGAAAUAAUAGAGUAGCAGCAUCUAUUGAUAUUGUCAAUUGAUUUCUGAUUCUCAUCAAAGCUUCUAAAUGGGCAGCUAGUGGUUGGGUGAACUUCAAUGCACUCACCUUUUAAAUCGAUUGGACUUCACGGGAUUGUAUUUCCAUAAAACAAUUUCAUUCAUAGAAAUGAAAGGUUUGCUGACAUUUUAUUCAAACCGCUUGAUUUCAGUGUUCUUUGUUGCAUCAUUUUUUUUGAUGUGGUUCUGGUGGACUUAACGUGUCUGAGAUGCAGGACGUAACUGGAUCAGGAUGGACGUGGUAAUAAAGCAACUUUAAUUCACCAUAGUGUGUAUUUGUGUGCUUAUGAGGGAUUUGUGGUUGACAUCAGGUUGUAUUUCCGCUUCUUUUAUGAAUGUUGUAUUUUAUGUCUUUAAAAGUGAUAUUUGUUCUGUUCAUUGGUCUGAUCCUUGGGCCAAACUAACAUUUGUGCCUUUUUUAUUUAAUUUCUUUGAAAAUAGAUGUAAGAAGAUCAUGUUUAAUUCCAAACUGAACACCGCUGCUUUUAAGAACGUCUUGGGCUUAGUGUUUGACCGCUGUUCCCAGGCCCUUCAACAGGUCUGUGGGGAUCUAAUCGUCGGUGUGUGUGAGUGUGCAUGCUUGUGACCAUUGUCUUGUGUAGAUAUCACACGUUGCUUGCCCAUACAGCUUCCAUCCCACCCACGUGGGUCAUGCUCAGUGAUUAAACACCCGGAUUGGAGUCAAGGCGUGGUUAAUGUUGUAUCAUUAAGCCUGGUGUAUGAAAAUAAAGAUUAUAUUUUUAACA
Messenger RNA from Gadus macrocephalus (Pacific cod), 7412 nucleotides. It is a transcript of the gene larp4ab, whose product is annotated as La ribonucleoprotein 4Ab. Lineage: Eukaryota; Metazoa; Chordata; Actinopteri; Gadiformes; Gadidae. Gene Ontology annotation, molecular function: mRNA 3'-UTR binding. Gene Ontology annotation, cellular component: cytosol; cytoplasmic stress granule. The record is from RefSeq and is a predicted model, not a curated record. The coding region runs from base 918 to 3287 and encodes 789 amino acids. Gene Ontology annotation, biological process: positive regulation of translation. The transcript is spliced from 15 exons.